CGUCAUUUCAUUUAACUCACGUCGGUUUACGGCUUCGAUUGCCGUAGAGAAUUUGUUAAUUUCACUAUGGAAUCCUUCAAAAUCUUCGCGUUUUUUACACCAUCGACGUUCAAAAACCACACAAAACCAUAAUGGAAUAACCAACGUUUACGUUCAAUUUGCCGACCGCCAAAGAAAAGGGAUUUUAGUACAAUAAACCGACGUUUGAAAUCAAGCCAUUUUUGCCGGCAUCGGUAAAGGGUUCGUGUAUUUUCUUGGGGAAGAAAUGCAAGGGAAAUCACAUAGACCAGGGGCAGGACGAAACUAUAUACCGUAUCCUUUUAAAUAUGGAUUAUAUACGAGUGUUAUGUCUUUCUAUAACGGCGAUCGGCAGUAUAUUCUGGCAUGUAUUGUGUCCUGAAAAUACACACUACUUUAUUACUUAAAUGUGUUCAUAGGUACAUGUGAUUUUGUAUACAAAUAUAGUGAUCGAUUGUGAAACUUAACUAAAUCUUUAUAGAAAUACAAGAAAUACUCAUAUACCAAGUAAGUUUUAUCUCUCUGUUGAGUGCAGGCUUGAAAUUUUAGUCCAGUUGGCACGAUGAGUGUUUAUAUACUUUGAAUGAAUUGAAUUUGAUGUAAAUUUUGUCGCUUUCAGGCGAAACGCAGCUACGAAGUCAACAGGGAUAUCAUCCAGUACAGGUUAGAUCAACGAUUUAAGAUACUUAUUUUAUUGAAUUAGUUGAUUUAAAGGUCAAAUUAUGUAUAAUCUGAGAUAUUUUAUAAAAAAAGUUUGUGUUGUGAUCAUUGUCUUUUAUAAAGUGCAAUAUCAUUGCCUCACUACCCUGCUGGGAACUAGAGUAUGUUAUUAUCUGUGGGUGGGGUAAACCUCAGAUGUUUUGAAAACAUACAGAUGGCACUUAGUUUUAACAUAGUCAAUAGAAUACAAUGUUACAAAACUUGAUGAAUAUACAAUAGAACUUAUUAUUAUUGUAUAUUUUCAUGUCAGCGUAUGAUGAUUCAUUGUUAUGAGUAUGUUGUAUUUUUGUCCAACCAACCAUGUAGCAAUGUUUUGGUUGCCCAACUAUGAUAUUACAAAAUGAUUAAUUUAAACAGUUGCUUCUUGUUGUUUGGCGAGAAACCGAUAUGCACUACAAGGAAUGCACCUGAUAACAUAUCCAGCCAGAGAUCCGGGCCGGUUCUUGAGAUAAUCUCAUUACCUGGUAUCCGGUUGGAUGUAUAAAAUACUAGAUAUAAUUUAUUCAUGGUUCAGGCUUUUUAGGUUACCCUGCUGGCAGUGGUUUCUGAGGUGAGGAGAAACCACUGCAAGCAAACGAACGACCUUCUAUCGAGCAUGCACGAAGAUUGUGUGAUGCAACGUCGCUAAUUUAACUUCAUUUCCUGUAGUUUGUUAACUGUAGACAAGCAUGGAAUGUCUGUCAGUUUUAAUCAAACGACAUUUUAUUCUACAUGCAGUUCACAGUUUAUCGUUAUUGCCUGUACUAAAAUAUUUUACAAUUGGUGCCUCAUCCAACAAAUUAUGCAUUCGAAUUUCUGUUAUAUCUUUUUCAAUUUUUGUAUUUGUCCGAUCUAUAACAAUUUUUUUAUUUGGUCUACAAACUUUAUUUCUGUUACUUAAUUUAAACAUUGGAGUUGUUUUAACGUUUUUGGUAAAUUCUAAUUUCCAUAGUUUCCAAAUAAUAUAAUAAUGUUUCCAAUUACUGUUCAUUUUGACAAUUAUUGCAAUUUGCGAUUGUUGCGACCUCAAAUGCUUCACGUUUUAACUGGUCAAAAUUGUCUUGACGGCGCAACUAUUUCUGUAAAAGGUUAUUUUUGUUGCAGUGUGGAAUUUAUAGUUAUUCUGUUGAAUGCUAGGUGGUUUUCAAGUCAUUUUAAUGUAUAAUUUCUCACAUUUUAUUUAAUAUUUUGUACAAUUAAGGUAGUAUAUUUAUAGCGUGUUACUAUAUUUAGAGCGUGAUGUUGUUUUUGUACAUCUGGCUUGCAUUUUACCAGCAGUGGCAAGCAUUUACCCAUACACACUACACCAAAAACUUGUCAAACUUGUUUCACCGGUUUCUCAUUUAAUGUAUUCGUCUGUGAAUCUGGAUGGCGGCUACAUGAAACGAUCGUUUGUUUGCUUGCAGUGGUCUCUCCUCAGCUCAGAAACCACUGCCAGCAGGGUAUUUUUAGGUUAGAAAUGAUGUAAUACAAACCAAACUGGUACAAACCAAAAAAAAAUCUGUGUAAGAUGAAGUACUGCCCAUUGUGAAAUUUCGUAUUGGUUAAACAUUUACAUUUAUAUUUCAAAUGCCCCUUGAAAACCCCUAGGAAAAGGAUGAAAAAAGUCCUGGAAAACCCUGGAUUUUUUAAAUUAUGAAGGUGUACGAACCUUGGUAAUAUGUUUUAAAAAGUAUGGGUAUCUGUCAUAGUUUUACUUGAAAUGAUUGUAGAGAUUAGGUGGCAGUAUUUUCAAGCUUUUUUAUGCUUGCUUGCAAGUGUGAGAAAGUGGAUGUGAAAUUGGAACUUUAUGAGCAAACAGGCAUGUUUAUCAAUGUUGGACUGUGAAGUUCUUUCCUAUCAUUUCAAAUCAGUACAUUACAAACAUCACUUUAUGUCCAUUGAAAUGACCAUUAUUAGUCUUGCAUUAUUAGGCCUGAACCUUGUAUAUAACCAGUAUUCCAGUUAUAACCAGUAAUCUGGUAGGAAGAUAUUUCAACACUCCGCAAGGGACAGCAUAUCUGGUAAUAUCCUGCCAAUCUGUAAAAUGCUCUAUCCCCUGCACCUCGACAGGAUAAAGUGAUAAAAUAGGGCACAUCAGGGUACCUAUAGUAACAUUGCCUCAACUAGUAAAGGAAUAAAGUAGAUUUGGCAUGACUCUAUUUUCUAGCAACUCUUUUAAUUAAAUUAAGACUGGUUUCCAUUGAAUUUCAAGAAUUGCACAAUUCACACAAACGCAGGAUUCAGAGCAAUUUCAAUCGCAGGAAAUGGCAACCAGCCUAUUUCUAUGACUCUUGCGAUGCUACAUUGCAAUAUUUACGAGUUACUGGAAACCAGAUUUAAUUUGGCUGUAAUAAAUACAGAGUGUGUAUUAACCUGUGGUAUUAAAACCCUUGAAAAGUUUAAUUUCAAUUAACCCAUUAAGUGCCUGCGAGUAAAAUCUUCUGCCGUUAGACAGAGUAAAUUAAUAAAGUAGGGCGUAAUGCGACUCGAUGGGUUGAGUGAAUCAGCAAUACCAGAUUUUCAGGGUAGAUACUAGAUUUCAAGUUGUUAGUAUUUCAUUGGGUGGUGCUGAAAUUAAAAUUUGAAGCCCUCCACAUGAAAAUGAAAAGACCACAGCAUAUAUUUUGUAAACAUAACGAUGAUGAAUUGCCAUAUAGUUUUUAUUUUCAUUACAAGUGAACCGUAUAGUUUUCAAACUUUUGAAGAAUUGCACAAGUCACACAAUUGCAGAAAUCACAGCAAUUUUGGAAAGCUUGAUAUGACGAUUAAAUAUACAAAUGUAAACGUGAUAUCAAUAAUAUCGAAAAAUAUUGAUAUUCUGAUAUAUCGAACAUUUCAAUAUUGAAUAAUCAGUAUUUAUAAAAAAACGAAUCUAGCUGGUUGCAGUGACAUGAUAUUUAGAAACAUUUUGCAAGCUCUUUCAGUGCAAGGGGGUUCAACAAGUUCAUGAAUUUUGAUUUCCCCACCCGUGGACAAUAAUUUUUGGAAAUGUAAGAAAAAUUUUUCAAAACUCACUGAUUUUGUGGUAAAACCCGACCUGUGAGAAAAGUAAUGUACAUCUUUCCUGAAGUAAGUAUUUUGAUUUGCAAUUUUGGCACACAUGGCAAACAUGUAAUGAAUUUUUAAUGAUUUUAAAACAUUCCAAAUAUUUCCCUAUGAUAAAAAGGGGAUAGCCUCUUCUCCGCCGUUCCUAGCUGAGUCGGAGAGCGAGGGCUUCUGCCCAUCCCUGGGGAGAGUAAGAGCUUCUGCCCAUCCCUGGGCAGAGUGAGAGCUUCUGCCUUUUGCCCUGGAAUAGUCCAGUCCAUGAGGUAAAGCUUUCUGAUUUAGGUAAUACUUCUAGUUGGUUAUAUGUAUAUUCAUGAAAAUAGGCCGUCAUGAUGCAAGGGCAACGUCAAGGUGCUUACCUAGCAGGUCAUCCAAUGGCAAUGCAACCACGUUCAAUGCGGCCAACCAGGGCAAUAUACUCAUCAUCACCUCAAGGACAUUCGCCAAUGCAAGGAUAUAUUCAACAGCAGAAUAUGCAGUAUCAAGUUGUGGGGCAGGUAAGUCUCAAUCAGUAUUAUACCUCAAAUUCAAAUAUUUUAAAGAGAGAACGUCAAAAACUCGGGUAUACAUAAGAAAUUAAAAGUUACUAUUCAGCAAGUUUUAAAGUUUCUUCUGAACUUUAUAGUGGUUUCUUUAACCUUUGGUAUAAUAUAUCAUUUAUAGACCCUCUGCUCGGAGUACUCGUUGAAAUUUUACCUUCAGUGAUGAUAUUUUCCUCGGGGCAAAGCCGGGAAAUAUUAUCACUUCGGGUAAUAUUCUGCCGAAUCUUCCUCGGUCCGAGUCUAUAAAUGAUAAGUAUUCAACAGGGGGCCAGUCAGCCCGGUGGAGAAUAGGACAAUUUAUAUCAGUGAUCACAACUUGCUCACAACUUACAACUAGCCAAAUUAGCCUUAGCUUGCUUAGUUACAGUAUAUACAGUGUAUAUAAAAAUCUACACCGUUCUAAAAUGUUCACGUACUAAACUGAAAAUUCUGCAAAAUCUUUAACAACUUUAUUUUAGUAUGGGUAUAGUUUGAUCUUCUGGUAUUUCUAUCAAAACAGUACUAUGAAAAGUAAAUUUUCAAGCGCGACAGGGCUGUUGUAAAGUGGUUUUAAACUUCACUCAUAGACUGCAAGUUUGCAUCUAUGAAUAUUUUUGUGCGCAAGUCAUCUUUAAUACACCCUUUCGAUAAUUACGUCACGCAUGCACAUAUUUUUUGGUCCUGGAGCCUCGCUCUCAUCAGUAAAUUAUGCAAGGUGAUUGGCUGACGAUUCAUGAGAGCGAGGCUCCCAGGCGAAAUAGUGUAUUAAAGUGGUUUUGGAAAAAGUUGGUAAACCUGUAUGUAUGUCUUGCUCUUUUUUCUCCUAAGCUUCAUAAAUUUAAGGUUUGUGUUUUGCUUUAGGAUCCUUAUGGCCAACCAGUGAUGAGACCUACAUUCAUUCCUAAUGUCCAGCCAGCGUACCAAAUGCAACCGACCACUGCACCAUUUCAACCACAAUAUCACCCACAGCAACAUCAAUAUUAUAACCAAGGAAUGUCCCCUAUGUACUACGCCGUGCAGCCUAACCAACCAAUACAACAGCAACAGCUACCGCAGCCUUCUAACCCCACAAUUCAAACGAAUAAUCUAACCAAACCUAAACCAAAACGAACUAGUAAAAUUGUAAUUCGAGACCCAAAAGACAAUAAAGAUGUCACAGAACAAAUUCUUUCCCACACUAAUGCAGCGAACGGUCGUACUGGAAGCACCCCUCCUUUGACAAAUUCAAUUGCUCAGACAGAGUCCUCUACCAUCCAGGCACAGUUUGCUGCUCAGGUUGCAGCCCGUGUUGGGGGAGAGAAAGGCAAACAGGAUAACGAGAAGAAAGCGGACGAAACAGACAAGGAUAAGGAACUUCAAGCAAGAAGAGACCACGAAAUAAAACCAGAGAUAAAUAAACCAGGAAAUGGAUCAUUAGCUACCGACGAAAUCCAUGCCAAAGAUGUGCCUCCAAACACUAUGGAAGCUCUGCACAAAGUAAACAGUUCAGCAGUUGUUAACAGGACAGAGAGCCCAAAGAAUACUACCGAUAAUACACACUUAAAUCAGGGCUCACCAACGUUGCAAGAGAUGACGGAGAAAUUGAAAAAAACCAUAGAAGUUCAGAACGAGCCGAAAGUUUUGCUUUUACGGCCCGAUAGAGAAGCGACGAUAAAAAAUGGGGCAAGCGAAAUAAAGGAAAAGGCCACAGAAGUUUCAGAUAAAGUACUAGAAAAUAAUGAUAAUGCGGCUGAAGGGAAAACAAGCAAUGAAAAUAUGGUCAGCCCUGGUCCAGUGGAACAGAUAAAGAGUGACAAUAAGGAUAGUGGCUUGGAUAAUGCCCAAAAUGGUGUUGAGGGUACUAAGUCUCUGGAUAGCGAGGCUGCGCAUGCUGAUAUUAGUUCUGAUGAAACUGGAAAGAAGGUUGAAGCCAUAAGUGAUAGCAAAGAGGUCGUAAGUAAGGAAAGUGAGUCUAAACAAGAAGAUAAAAUUCAAAGCCAGGACCAACAAGUGAAACCAGAGGAAAGCCAUAAAGAAAUCUCAGUACAACCAGAGGUGCCCAAACAAGAGCAGGGCGAAAAGCAGAAUGCUGAAGUAAUUCAGCAAAAGCAACCAGAUAAACAACCGCAAGCGGACGGACAACAGCAAGCGGACAAACAACAGCAAGUGGACAAACAACAGCAGCAAGCGGAUAAACAACAGCAGGCGGACAAACAACAACAGCAAGUGGAUAAAGAACAGCCGCAAGAAGACAAACAACAGCCGCAAGCGGACAAACAACAACCGCAAGCGGACAAACAACAACCGCAAGCAGAUAAACAACAACCGCAAGUAGAUAAACAACAACAGCAAGUGGACCAACUACAGCCGCAAGCGGACAAACAACAACAGCAAGUGGACAAACAACAGCCGCAAGCGGACAAACAACAACAGCAAGCGGACAAACAACAACAGCAAGCGGACAAACAACAACAGCAAGCGGACAAACAGCAACAUCAAGCGGACAAACAGCAACAUCAAGCGGACAAACAACAACAAGCGGACAAACAGCAACAGCAAGCAGAUAAACAACAACAGCAAGUAGAUAAACAACAACAGCAAGUGGAUAAACAACAACCGCAAGCAGACAAACGACAACAGCAAGUAGAUAAACAACAGCAAGUGGAUAAACCAGAACAAAAACAAGACAAUCCAAAGCCCCAAGAAAAGCAGCCACAACAACCGCCACAGAAAACAGCAGGUUUGAAAUUCAAACAAUUUCUAUUGAAUAUAUUGUACCAAAAACAAUAAUAUACAGAAGAAUCCUUUGCACAUAGUAAUAUUCCAGGUUAUUUUUUGCAGAACCUCCCAAAAAGAAAUCAUCAAAACAAAGAAUCAAGGAUAUAAAUAAAAAAGAGACUGGGGGAGACUUAAUGGAUGCUUAUACAGAUAAACCACCACCACAAGAGGUAAAUAAACAUGAUUAUUUAUUUAUUUCUAUGAAUAUACCAUUGACAAAUUGGUGUAUUGAUAGAAAAAUUUUCUUAAAUAUACCUGCAUGGUAAUUGUUUAUGAUUUGGUGACUAGACCUUAUGCAUAAUGACGUCACAAGGCUUGAUGCCCGCGAGGUUUGCUGGUCUUAGUAGUCAUUGCCCGGGAAAAUUAAACAAUUCAAAAUGGCCACUAUCGAAAUUUUCCCGGGCGAUGACUAUUAAGACCAGCAUUCCUCGCGGGCAUCAAGCCUUGUGACGUCAUUAUGCAUAAGGUCUAUUGAAUUGCUGGUUAAUGUUAUUUAGUAACUGCAUGUUGUUUAAUUGAUUAAAUAAUUAAUUGGUUGAUUAAUUAGUCAAUUAAAUAGUGGAUAGUUUAUUAAUUAGCUAAUUGUUGCGUAGUUUCAUUAAUUAAUUUAUCGAUUGUUAAUUAGGUUUAUUAGGAUUGUAACUGACAAUUUGUUGGCUUAAUUGAUUAAUUGGUUGGUUAAUUGAUUGAUUGCCUAGUUGAUUGAUUGUUGGUAUUUUUGAUUAGUUGAUUGGUUAAGCUGGUUUAGUGAAUUGACUGUUUGGUUGAUAAAUUGUGAUUGUUUGAACAAUUAUUCAUUGAUUGGGUAGUUAGUUGAUUGAUGGACUGAUUGAUUGCUUGAUUGAUUGUGUUGUUAAUUUAUUGUUUGAUUUACGAUUGAGUGUUUGAUUGUGUGUUUGAUCACUUGAUGGCUUUUUUGAUUAAUUAAUCUUUGUUUACAUCGUUCGUUGGUUAGUUGAUCAAUCCAUUGGGCAGUUCAUUGAAUGAGUGUUUAUCAGUCGAUGGUUUAUUGUUUGACACUUGACAGUGAGAAGGAUUUUUUGUUUGGUCAUUGAUAAGUGAUUUCUACGUUCGUCAGUUGAUUAUUGCAAAUGAGUCAUUGAUUGUUGUAUUAAGUGCAUGAUACUGUAGAUCCACUGGUUGAUUCAAAGUGUACAGUGGCUUUAAAUAAGCCGCCGCGUUCACGCAACACCAGAGCGAGAUUGUUUGAAAACGUCAUUUUUGCCAUAACAAUUUGGGCACGGUUUCUAGACGGAGCGAGAUGAAAACGGGGGGUAAAGACUUACCUAAAUGCUCAUGUUUUGUGAUUGGCUUUCAGAAACAAAAAUGAUCAUUGUUCGUGACUCGUCGUUCUUUAGAAAGACUAUUUCUAUAGUUUUAUUGUCUGUCAUUGUUAUAAUCAACCAACCACGAGGCUGGAUACUAUAUAGGUAGAUGAUGACCCAAAACGGAGCGUUUGGCGGCUUCGUGUGAACACAAACGCCGUUACUUUUUUUACCGCUUGCAAACCAAGCAUCCCGGGUUUCAAAGAAAUAAAUUCGAAUGCUUUUCGUUUCAAUUUAUUUGUCUAUUUGAGAUGUUUUUGGUUUACAUGAGUGCUAAUUUAAUUUGUAAACAAACUGUAAUGGCGUGGUGUGAACACACGUAAAUUCUGCCGGCGUUAUUUCGCUCUGGUGUAGUGUGAACGUAAUGUAAAUGUACAUUUCUAAGGACCUGUUUAUAUGGAGGCGAGUUACCCGGCAAGGCGAGUUACUCGCCCAGGCGGGACAAACAAGCGCUCUGUUUAUAUGGAAUCGAGUUACACACGCAAAAACCGCACAUAUUGUAACAAGUUUCUCAACAAGCCGUCAACAAGUUGUCUUCGCACUGCUUGUCACAAGUUGUCAACAAGUUUGGAACAAGCUGUUAACAAUUUGUAACAACCUUGUUGAUAUUAUCAGACUUGUUACAAGGUUGUUCCAACAAGUCCGAUACAUUCAUGAUAUAGCAGUAUUGUUACAACUUUGUGUCGUCAACCUUGUAACAUUCUUGUUUAUCAUGACUGUAUCAGACUUGUUAGAACACCCUUGUGACAAGUCUGAUAAUGCCAUCAAGCUUGUUACAAGUUGUCAACAGCUUGUUCCAAACUCGAAAAAAACAACUGGGAACAAGGAGUGCGAACACAACUUGUUGACAGCUUGUGAACAGAUUUGAAACAACUUGUUUGCAGACCUGUAACAACUUGUGCGUUUUUUAUACAGUCAUGAUAUAGCAGUAUUGUUACAACUUUGUGUCGUCAACCUUGUAACAUUCUUGUUAUAUCAUGACGACUGUAUCAGGCUUGUUAGAACAACCUUGUGACAAGUCUGAUAAUGCCAUCAAGCUUGUUCCAAGUUGUUAACAGCUUGUUCCAAACUUGUUACAACAACUGGGAACAAGCAGUGCGAAGACAACUUUUGACAGCUUGUGAACAGAUUUGUAAGACUUGAAACAACUUGUGCGUUUUUACGUGUGUAGGCGAUAUCCCGCCUCUUUCUGCCGGGAACUCGCCAAGGCGAGCUACGUCAGCUGCAUCAUGUAAACAGUCACCCGGGAUUACUAUAAGUUUCUAUAAUAGCCGGGAACUGGCCGUUGCCGAGUAACUCCCCUCCAUAUAAACAGGCUCUAAGUGUACCUUAUGGUAGUACAAAAAUUAGUUAAUGAACUAUUGUGGCCAUAAGUGAAACAAAAAUACAAAUAACAACGGAAUACUUGCACAUUUUAAUGCUUCCAGUCAAUCUCAGCUACAUGAUUCAAAUGCAAUGGGUUAUAAUUUUCAGCCUGUUGUCGAGGAAAAAGUCAAGCCAGUUGAGAUCGCUCCAGAGGAAAGUGAGAAACCACUAGAAGAAGAUUUAAGUUGGGAAGACAAGGGAGAGAAGAUUGGUGAUGAGAUUAAAGUGGAGAAAGAAAAUGACACAGGUAUUAUAACUUGAGAAUUAUUGUUACGAAUUAUUGUUAUGUACAAAUCUAUCUUGUAUAACCUAAAUUCGAUCGAGAAAUUUGAAGUUGUAUAACUAAGCGCCCAGUUGAGUUGGAAUAAAAGUGUAGCUAAAUACGAGUGAUUUAUUUAUUAUAUAGUAGCAAGUGAGAUACUGAAAAAUACACAGUGAGAUCGAUAUCUUCACUAGUGAAGAUAUUGAUCACGUGAAUUUUUCCAAUUUGCUUUUGAGCGUGAAAUUUCACAAUUUUUUGCUUGGGACUAUAUAAUAAACAGAACAUUACAUGGUGGCUUGAAGAUCUGACUUUUAUCUUGUCGUGUUAAAAAUAAUAUUUUACUCACUCGCAAAACAAUUUUUUACUCACUCGUAAAAUAUUGUUUUCACCACUCGAAGAUAAAAGUCAUAUCUUCGCGCCGCCGUGUAAUAUCCUCUAUAUAUCCAAAAAGUUGUUCAAAGACCCAGUAGUCAUUGCGCAGUUGAUAAUGUGUACUGUUUCAGGGUGUUAGCUAGCCCAUAUACUGUCCGUUUGACGGACUCUUCCCAAUUGAAGUAGCUAAGGGGCUGUCCCAACUGGGUCUACUGGAAGAUUUUCAUUUUUUCUUAUGAGAAAGUGCAUUGCGUUUGAUUUUAUAUUAUAAUAACAAAGAACGUUUUAUUUACUUUUUCCCAUAAACUAUUUUCUCAAAAUGUAUGCGUUUCAUUCAUAUUGGGUGUGUAUUCACUGAAAUGAAAUGUACAAAACAAAGUGUAAUCGGUGUGCAUCCGUCUUCAUUCACCGGAAAUGAAAUAUACAAAACGAAGUGCCAUCGGGUGCAUUUUUCAGUGUUCAUUCACCGGAAAUGGAAUGUACAAAACCAAGCUACCGUUAUUUGCAUCUAAGGAGAAACACGUUGGAAAAAACACUAUUUAUUCCAACACAAGGACUUUGAUCGGUCAAAAAAACUUUCCCAAUUUACGUGUAACGGACAAAACCCUUUUUUCUGGCUAACACCCUGUGUUUCUAUAUUUUCCAGAAGCGGCAGCACCUGUCGAACAAACGAAACGAAAAUACGAACGUGAUUUCUUGCUGAAGUUUCAAUUCCAUAAAGUGUGUACCGAGAAACCAGAAGGUUUACCCGAUAUUGAAGUUGUUCUGGAUGCUCCGGCUCCGCCAGGCAAAACAGGCGGUUCACAAAGGUAAUUGCUUAGGGGCCAUUCACAAAGGAUGUCCGGCCAAAUGAUGGAUUUUCAGACCCCCCCCCCCUUCCCCCUUGUCCGGCAUUGUCCGAAUUAGUGACCCCCUCCCCCCGGACAUCCGCCGUGCCUCGCAAAAACUCAUGCAAUCUUGUAUAUAUCAAGAGUAAAAAACUUUUACUUUUAGAACUUUUUUAUAACUGUAAAUGUGAACACAAAAACAUAUAAAUUACUAAUUAAAACAAAAUCUAGUGUUAACCGCACAGUCAAAAUGCCAAUUUCACAAUGGGAAGGACUGCUCAAAAUAGAGGGAAAAAGAAAUUUGUUUUUGAAUUUUUUUAAAUUUCGGACAUCCGGAUUGCUAACCCCCCCCCCCCUCUCCCCUAUGUCCGAGUUUGUCCUGAUUUUCCAAACCCCCCUCCCCCCCUUGGCUCGGACAUCCUUUGUGAAUGGCCCCUUAUACCAACUAUAGACUAAAUUUUGAUCUGGGCAAGAAGAACAAGAUCCACUGCUAGAAAGAGCAUGUUAAAAUUAGUAAAGCCCUACGAAAUUUUGUAUUAAUUUGUAUUACGCACGGGAAAAUGCACCACUUUCGUGCCAAAUGUGGUGCAUUUUCCCGCGCGUAAUACAUAGAGGAUAUUACACGGCGGCGCGAAGAUAUGACUUUUAUCUUCGAGUGGUGAAAACAAUACUGAAUAGUGGUGAAGACGAGCGCAGCGAGUGAGUAAAAUAUUGUUUUUAACACGAGAAGAUAAAAGUCGUAUCUUCAAGCCACCGUGUAAUGUUCUGUUUAUUAUUUAGUCCCAAGCAAAAAAUUGUGAAAUUUCACGCUCAAAAGCAAAUUGGAAAAAGUCACGUGAUCGAUAUCCUCACUAGUGAAGAUAUGGAAAAUAUGUCGCCGUGUAUUUUUCAGUAUCUCACUCUCUACUAUAUAAUAAAAAUUAAUACAGAAUUUGCAAAUUUCGCAGGGCUAUAUUUUCCGCAUUUUACAAAUUUUUCGCGGCCAAACUUUUCAAUUUUACUUCGGAUUUUGUUGUUCUUGCUAGAUCAAAAUUUAGUCUAUAGUUAGAAUUCCCUAUUGUUAAGCCCCGGUCGAGUUGGCAAGCGAGAGUUUGCAUGAUAGUUUUCUUGUUUCUCAUGCCCCAACCAAACGAGAACAAGGUGAAUAUGCACCAACAAUCACCGAGCAUGAGGCGAAUAAUUGGUUUAGUAUUUUUACCCAAGUCUUUUGUGUUUUUUUGGGACUGUAUUUAUUUUAAUUUAGCUUAUUUCUUUAUCAGUAACUUCUACAAAACGGCUAGCCGCCAUUUUGCAAAUUUCGGUUUUGUUAUAUUCACCUGUAGGUGAAUAUAACAGGUUAAUACGUCAAAUUCGACCAAUAAACUUGUAGGAGUUGUUAUAUUCACUUGUGCAAAAAUACUAAAUUAUUUAUAGAAUCAAACUUUAUUCUCGUUGGUGGGCAACAAUUCCCGAAUAAUUCUCAAUAUACUUAUUCUGCAUCAUUGACACGCAUCCGGACUGCUUGCUGCAAUAUUUUUGACUUGAAGGCUUACGUGGCAAGUAGACAUUUCCCCUUUUAAGUGAAAUUUUGAUCUAGACAAGUCUGGACAAAAAUUUCACAAAUCACAGCUUGAAAGAGCAUCACAAAAUUAGUAAUAUUCCAAAGUUUCGUUGCGAAAUGUUGUAAAAUGCGGAUAAUAUAGCCUUGCGAAGUUUGUCGUUUUUCAGUCAUUUUGUAUUACAAAUGGGAAAUUGAUAAUCAGAUGAUCAAACUGAUUAUCAAUUUCCCGUUUGUAAUACCAAAUGACUGAAAAACGGCAAACUUUGCAAGGCUAUAUUAUCCGCAUUUUACAACAUUUCGCAACGAAACUUCGGAGUUACUAAUUUUGUGAUGCUCUUUCAAACUGUGAUGAAAUUUUUGUCCAGACUUGUCUAGAUCAAAAUUUCACUUAAAAGGGGAAAGGUCUAUUGAAGCUGACGAAUACGAGAGUAACUACUAAUGGGAAACAACGCUGACUUAUGUAAAACAGCACUGCUGGCGCAAAGCAAAAUAUUUUCCGUGCAAAACUUAGACUUUUUGCCAAAACUGUUUGCAGAUUUCGGUGAAAACAAAAUAUAUUUGGCCAAAAACCAACGAAAAACAAUAUGUGAUAUACUUUUCAUCCUUCGUUCGCCUAUAAAGUUGUUUUUAACAUUUAUUUAUAUUUGAAAAAACUAGGGACAACAGGACUGCAAAAAAUAGCAAAACAUUGUAAGUAGCCUCUAAAAAAGCCUUUGCAUUGUUAUUCGUUUUUGUAAAAGUAUUAAAUCUGUACAUAUUAAUUACAUAAAUAUUUAUUUUAAAUCACUUUAAUGUGCAAUACUUUGUGUGUAGGGCGAUAAGUACAAAAACAAAUUCCGAAAAGUACACACUUUGAAUACCACAAGCAGUUUUAAACGAAAACAAAUUAAAAACAAACUGUAGCCUCUUUAGCGCAUUUGUUUCAAGUAUAUUACUCGCAAACUUAACAUUAAGAGUACUUUUUUGAACAUUUUUCUCGAAAAUACCCGCAAAACCACAGGCAAAACUACAAAAAGAUCGCAUAAAACGCCAACAGACAGUUCUGAAUACUGAUUGGUGGUCGACUCCAUGAACAAUCAUUCUCAUAUUUCCGCCAUCUUGUGACCACGCUUUGUGUGGCCGAGCAAGCAGUCCAGAUAUGUCAAUGUUCUGCACUCAGUUGAUGUAGUGACGUCACACUGAGCUUUUUAGUCUAACCCUUACCCCAAUCCGAUGAAUCUUCUGCGUGACGUCACUGCAUCAACUGAGUGUGGAAAUGAAUAGUUUUCCCCUUUAGUCAGCGUGCAAUGAUUUUCUUAGUUUGGUCCGAAAAAGAUUAUUGCACUCUGUAGACCCCAAGCUCCUAGCGCGAUCGGCAAUUUGUUAAAAAGUCCGCAAAAGUUUAGAAGUCAAAACAAAAUGGCUUAUAGUGGAUUUGCUUAUAUAUCAUGCGUAACCCUUACAUUAUAUCAUGCGUAACCCUUACUUUAUAUCAUGCGUAACCCUUAACUCGUCAGAGAAAGUGCCUGUCACCCCCUGAGAUUGUUGGUUCGAUUCUCGCUACGGACUUGUGUGAAAAGAGUCCGCUGAAAGUCGUCUGUUUUCUCUGGGUGCUAUAGAAAUGUUAAUCUUAAUAUUAAACUACAUUCUUUCCAUUGGCAUUGCAGAGGCGGAUCAGAUUUCUUGCCUUCGUUUGCACGGCAAAAAAGCCAGGUGAGUUUUUAAUGUUCUCAAUGUUAAACGCAAUAACAACGUUAUCUUUUCCUUAGAAUGGUAUGUUAAAAGUAAUUGAAAGUUUUUUCACAAACGUUUCAUUUGUUAAUUAGGGAGGCGGUGGUCGACGUGAUAGCCGUGGAAAACCCCCACCUCGCAAGAUUAUCUCAGCUGCUCCCGCACAUCCAGUUGUGGUAUGCUAUUGAAUAAAUUAGGGGCUGUUCACACUAGCCGGGCCAGCCCGAAUAGCCGGAAUGAAUCGUGUGACGAUUUUUUUUCCUGACCAUAAAAUAUCGUUGGAAUGAACUUUAGAGGGUGUAUAAAAAAAAACACAACCUCGGAAUUUCCUAAGAAAUCCACUUUGCAAUUCUUAAGCAUAAAAGAUUUUAGGCCCCUGGGAAUUGAAAUCGAAUUGCUAAUAGAUCAUAUUACUGUUGUUGUACUGUACUUGUAAAAUAAAAACUCAUUAAGUGUCAUUAAAUAAAUGCAUAAAUUUUGCUUUACGCACUAGCGUGCGCAGUAAGUUUGACAGUUGUGCUAUUUUGAAUUCCCAGGCACCUAAAAUCUUUUGUCCUUAAAACAAUGUCGAUUUCUUGGGAAAUUCCGAGGUUGCUUUUUUUUAUACACCCUGUACACUGCAUGUUACUGAAAUCAAACUAAGCUAAUUUGAAAUGUCAUUUUGAGUGUUUAUAGGCUCUUUACACUUGCAAUUUUUGCUGCAAUUUCUAGUGCGAUUUUCUCCUUUUGAUGCAUGUGAACGAGUAGAUGAGUUGCGAAUGUUCGGAGUACAUGUACCCUCAUCUGAGCAUUCAUAACUUGUCCACUCGUUCACAUGCGUCAGAAGAAGAAAAUCGCAACAAAAAUUGCAAGUGUAAACGGUCCUUACCAAAGCCGUGAUAAGAGCUAUAUUAAACGAAUCCCGGGUAACCUGGCCAGCCCGGCUUUAUGUGAACAGUCCUUUAGUGAGGUGGGAAAUACAACGCCAACCUCAAUGAAGAUGUGAUCAUAAACAAUAGAAUUUUAUUCCAAGGCGAAGGGGACUAUAAAUUAUACAUGGUUACAAUAUAUUCUUGGGUUUCACUACGGCAUUAUGCAGUGAAUCUGACGGGGGGGAGGGGGGAGUCAACCUCAAAUGUAUUGAUGCUUAUGCUGUACCGGAGUGAGAAAAUGAUAUGAAAUUCCACGUAUUUGCCACCAAACACAAGGCUAAUACAUAAAAUGAACAAUCGACUCACUCUGAUAACUGUGUUUUGUUUUAGACUUGACCCCCCCCCCUCCCCUCCUCACUUUUGAGACGUUAUAUGAAACCCAAGAAUAAUGGUUACUUUAAACAAAAUUAUUGUGGGAAAUAACUCGAAUUGCACUUUUUCAAAAUUUUUGCAGUGGUGAUUAAACACUCCUUGCUGCAAUCAUUUGCGACGAAUUUUGUUAAUAUGUGAGAGCAAAAUUACACAUGAUUGCUAUCGUGAGUUUUAUCCCGGGCAACCAGUUUUCAUGUUCAACUUGCUCCGGUGGCAAGUGGUAAAAUUAGUUAAGUUACACCACUGUAAUCAAAGUUUUGUGAAAAUAUAUUUUGAUGACAGAGAUUGUGUCUAUUUCUACAGUUGAAGCAAAGUGAAAAUCGUUGGCAACGACCAGAAGAGAAGGAAAAGGAAUUGUCGGAUGCAGAGAAGAAGUCUGCGGUAUGUUUUUUUCAAUUUUUUGUUAUAUUUAUUAUGUUCUGUUUUGAACGUUUUUUCGUUUGUUAUAUCAGUGGCGGACACUUCCCGAAAUAUUGGGGGGGGGCGAAAUUUUCAACAUAUAUGCCAAGGGGUUUCCGUGUCCGUUUAAUAAACCUUUCCCCUUAUAACCAAAAUUUUGAUCUAGGCAAGUCUAGACAAAUAGCACAGCUUGAAAGAGCAUUACAAAAUUAGUAAUAUUACAAAGUUUCGUUGCGAAAUGUUGUAAAAUGAGGAAAAUAGAGCCUUGCGAAGUUUGCAAUUUUCAGUCAUUUUGCAUUACAAACGGGAAAUUGCAGCCCCAACACCCGAAUCGUAUGUCAAUUUCCCGUUUGUAAUACAAAAUGACUGACAAAAUGACGGCAAACUUCGCAAGGCUAUAUUAUCCGCAUUUUACAAGAUUUUGCAACAAAACUUUGGAAUAUUACUAAUUUUGUGAUGCUCUUUCAAGCUGUGAUGAAAUUUUUGUCUAGAUCGAAAUUUUAGUUAUAAGGGGAAAGGUCCAUUAAUUAAGGCUCUAAGUUAUGCGAAUCUUUCAGAACAUGGGUCACUUGAUGAAAUGAAUAAAGAGUCCCGAGUUGUUCCAUUUGACUGACAUUAGAUACUUUUUCUAAGAUAAUCAAUUAACCAUAUUAACGUUGUUGUUUAAUGUACAGUUAUAUAACUAUCAAUUCUCAUUGUUUAAAAUAUUUUAUCAGUAGAGCUGUAAGGAAUCCUACACAGAACAAAAUAGAUUGUAUAAAAUGCGUAUGUUGUCGCAACAUUGGCAUGCAUUGUACAGAAUCAUAUACUGCUUGUUAUAUUGCUAACUUUAGCUUAAGUUUUAUUUAAUAAUCAUUAUUUAAUAUGACAAUUACGUUAUAAGGGUGUGAUUGCAUGCUUGCCGCUUGCUCCUAAAUAAUGCUUGUGAGUUGUGAUAUUGGGUACCAGACUUUUAUAGGUCUUUCAAAAGCUCAACAAAAUAAAAAUCAUAUUUCUAUAGAGGGAAAUACUUGCAGUUAUAUGAGUAAAAUGUUUAUGGUUUGUGUGACAUUUUUCUGUCCGUCAUUGAAAUGUCUUGAAAUGUCUGCAGUGUCUUGUAAUUAGACACAUUGAUUGACAAUAUAUUACUUCAAAUACCUAGGAAUUAUACCGUAAUGUCGUGGCUAUAUUGAAUAAACUGACUCCACAAAAGUUCAAGACUUUGGUAGAACAAAUCAUGGCACUUAACAUCGAUACACCUGAACGUCUAGAGGGAGUGAUUGACAGAAUAUUUGAGAAGGUAUUGCCCUUUACAUCUCGGGAGAACAGUCAAAACUGAUAUAGAGCUAUCCAUCACAAAUGAAAAUGUUAGUUUAGUACAGCUUUCCUCGUGCAGUAAACACUGGACCAUUUACGGGCGGUUCUUACUGCACCUCGUGGGCUCGAGAGAACAGUUUAGAACUGAUAGGGCUAUCCUGUAUAAAUAAUGUUACUUUCGUUUGUAUCAAUAUCUGUAAAAACAGAUUGGUUGAAAUGACCAAUUUAAAUUGGUUGUCUCAGACGCAUCUCUCUUUGACCAAUUUUAUUUGGUCAAAUCCAAGAUAAUACUGGUUGUUUAAACCAAUUUUUUUUGUUGUUUUAACCAAUAAAAAUUGGUUAAAUGAAUGCGUCUGAGAAAACCAAUUUAAAUUGGACAUUUCAACCAAUCUGUUUUUACAAUCACUGGAUCUACAGUUAGAAGGGAUAUACAUGCUACAGAAACCUAUUUCCUCCCGUAGUAUUAAAUAAUGGACCGAUAAGGAAUAGCACUUAUUAGACCUCUGGUGAGAACAGUUCAGAAAUGGUAGAGCUGUACACACACUGCAAUUGCAGUUACUGUAGUCAAUUCUUGUUUUUAAUUAAAACAUGUUAUAAUCUUGCAAUGUUUUUUCUUCUAGGCAAUAGGCGAACCAGUGUUCAGUGUUGCUUAUGCAAACAUGUGUCGAUGUCUAUUCUAUGUAAUGUUUAAUGUUUUACUUUUGAGUUGUUGUAAAAUUACAAACAAUAAAAUAAUCAAUUUCUCAAAGUACUUAAAUACAAAUUACUAGUAUUUAAAGAGAAAUUCAACCCAUUCGGGUUGAUUUUAUUUAUGGAUGUUUCUUACCACAGUAUAAAAAACCUGAUAUUGCGCUGAUUAUAAUUUUAUUUUUAUGUACAGAUAAAAGUUGCUGAUGCUGAAGGAAAAGACGUGUCGUUCCGUAAAUUGUUAUUGAAUCGAUGUCAAAAGGAAUUUGAAAAAGAAAAACAGGACGAAGAAAAGUUUGCAGAGAAACUUAAACAACUUGAAGGAUUGCCGGUAAGAACUCUUGUAACUUUUGUUGAAGUGUUUUAAAGGCAUAGUGCUUUCCACAGACGAGCAAAUAUUUUGUUGACAAGAUUUUGUUGACAAGUUUUCCUUGACAAGUUUUUUUGACAUAUUUUUCUUGACAACUUUUCCUUGACAAGUUCUCUUGAUAAAUUUUCCUUGACACAUUUCGCAUCUAGGAAGAGGAAAUAAAGGCUAAAAAGGAGGAAAUGGACGGGGCUAUAGCGACGAAUAAAAGACGGAUGUUGGGAAAUAUCAAGUUUAUUGGAGAAUUAUUUAAACUAAAGGUAAGUUAGUUCAAAUGUGUAGCUAUAUAUGUUGAAUUUAUAUCGAUAUCGACAUUUAUAUCGAUACAUUCGGCUCGUUUCAGGCAGCGUACUCUUCAUGCAGGAUUCGUAUAUACAAAACUUGAAAAUCCUUGAAAAUCCUUGAGUUUAUUAUGAAGUGCUUGAAGUUGAAAGUCCUUAGGGUUACAGAACACCUUUGAGUGUUAAUUUUGCCUAAAUUUUUUUACUUUUUUUGCCAAGCCGUUUUUAAUUUUAAACGUAUGCAACGUAAAAUACCGGUAUAAUCUGCUAGUAAGCUAAUGAGAUAUCGCGAUGUAAAUGCACGUGCUUGGAAUUUUACACACACCGACACACAUACGUUAAUUUGGCUAAUCUAUAAACAACACUAAAAAAGUUAGUUUUGAGAGUAUUUGCUUUAUAGUUAUAUUAAUUUACACUAAGUGACACAAGUUACUCCAAUUUAUAAUUACACAAUAAGUUAAAACAUUUAUGAAUUAAUAAUAAUUACAUGGAUAAAAUGUUGUUUUUCGCAUGGACAGUUCUGAGUUCACUUCAGUUGUUAAUGUUUGACCGGGAGAAUAUUGCACUUGACCGGUGAAUUUCACUUUUCCCUGGUCAUGCACUAUGACCGCCAAUUAGUUACAGAAAUUAUUUGCAGCGCUGUAACCUCUAUGCAGAACAGUUAUAGUGGGGUCUGGAGCAGUAAGGAGAUGUUAUUACUGGGGUCUGGGCAGUAAGGAUUGACCUGAUUGAAAUACCUAGGGAAAAUAAAGUUAGUUUAGUUUUGUUUCCUCCUGUAGCAACACUGGAAAGUGUAUUAUUUUUAUAUUUCAGUUGUUAACAGAGAACAUUAUGCAUGACUGUAUAUUUAAACUGCUUCGUGCUGGCGACGAAGAAAGUUUGGAAAGCAUGUGCAAGUUGCUGUUCACCAUUGGCAAAGAUCUUGAUUCCGAUAAAGCAAAGGUAAUUCACUUUUUGUAAAAGAAACUUGGUGCUUUGUUAAUACCUCCAUGGAGAACGGA
Molecule: messenger RNA, 19737 nt
Organism: Paramuricea clavata
Lineage: Eukaryota; Metazoa; Cnidaria; Anthozoa; Malacalcyonacea; Plexauridae
Source: the annotation of a GenBank genome assembly